This is a messenger RNA of Meleagris gallopavo (turkey), 563 nucleotides long. Lineage: Eukaryota; Metazoa; Chordata; Aves; Galliformes; Phasianidae. The record is from RefSeq and is a predicted model, not a curated record.
GGAAAGUCAGCGGAGAGCAGCGGCGAGCAGAGCGGCGACGAGGAGGACGGCUUCGAGGCCGGGGUGAAGGGCGGCGCGGCCUUCGAGAGGGAGGGCAAGCUGAAGGCAGCGGCGCUGGGCAAGAAGCCCAAGGAGCAGCGCUCGCUGCGCCUCAGCAUCAACGCGCGGGAGCGGCGGCGGAUGCACGAUCUGAACGACGCGCUGGACGGGCUGCGUUCCGUCAUCCCGUACGCCCACAGCCCCUCGGUGAGGAAACUCUCCAAAAUCGCCACCCUGCUGCUGGCCAAGAACUACAUCCUCAUGCAGGCGCAGGCUCUGGAGGAGAUGCGGCGGUUGGUGGCCUACCUGAACCAGGGCCAGGCCCUCAGCGCCCCGCUGCCCGCCACCCUCAACCCCUUCGGACAGACGGCCGUGUAUCCCUUCACCGGCACGGCCUUGCCCGGCUGCCCUGAGAAAUGCACUGCCUUCACAGGAGCCGCCUCUGCACUCUGCAAACACUGCAGCGACAAGCCUUGACUUCUGCCUUCUCCGGGCUUCUUCUCGGGUUUAUUUUGCUUUUUUUU